Molecule: messenger RNA, 1452 nt
Organism: Centruroides sculpturatus (bark scorpion)
Lineage: Eukaryota; Metazoa; Arthropoda; Arachnida; Scorpiones; Buthidae
Product: ubiquitin-like protein 7
Exons: 9
Coding region: 78-1262 (394 amino acids)
Biological process (GO): ubiquitin-dependent protein catabolic process
Cellular component (GO): cytosol
Molecular function (GO): polyubiquitin modification-dependent protein binding
Source: RefSeq, a predicted model, not a curated record
AUUCUUUUUUCGAGUAAUUUUGUCGGCAGAGGGCACCGGCGGACGUUUGUUUACGUUUGGAAUGGAAGAGAAGAAAAAUGGCGACGAUCUACGUAUCGGUACGAAUCGACCAAACGAAACAGAUCGCCGAACGGCAUAAACUAUCGGGCGUUAAUUUAGAAGGACAAGUGGAAACGGUAAAGAAGGAAAUCAGCCAGAAAUUAAAUCUCCCGUUAGACGAUUUAGAGUUGGUUUGUCUGGGAAAAUGUCUGAAACCCGAAGACACGUUAGAAUCUUACGGUAUCAAACACGGAAUGACCAUUCACGUUCUGCCCAAACAACACUCGGAACCGGCACCCAAGUCUUCAGGACUGAGUCAAGAGGAAAUUCAGCAAUUAGUUAUUGCGUUGAGAACGGCAUUGAUGAAUCCGGCAUUUCGAACAAUGAUCCAACAACUUAGUAAACCCGAAGUAAUGGAAAACAUUAUUGCAGCUACACCAGGAUUAGCUGAUGAUCCGAUUGCUAUAGGACUGAGUCAAGAGGAAAUUCAGCAAUUAGUUAUUGCGUUGAGAACGGCAUUGAUGAAUCCGGCAUUUCGAACAAUGAUCCAACAACUUAGUAAACCCGAAGUAAUGGAAAACAUUAUUGCAGCUACACCAGGAUUAGCUGAUGAUCCGAUUGCUAUAGUUCUCUUCAGAGUUGUUGAACUACACCCUUCAUUAGCUGAAGCUGCUACUCAUAUUGCAGCUGCGUUUCAUGAAGAAGCAUCUUCGUCGCAAGGAGCUACAAAUGCAGCCCCCAUGAUCUCUUAUUCUCUCGAUGCUUUGAGUGAUGAAGAUGAAAUGGAGAGUGAUCAGGAUCAAGCUAUGGGUAGCCAGAUGUUAUCUCCGGGUCCCAUUACUCCGGCACAGUUAGCCUCCGCACUAGCGGCAGUCGCCGCCACCCCGGGUAGCCCCAGGACGACAGAUAAUUCUCAACAAGACGGACAGUCUUCCUCUUCCCAUCUUCAGGCACCUCCUUCUCCUCAGUUACACGCACCUCCUCCCACACCGAGAGGCAUGAUCACUUCUGAAAUGUUCAACCAAGCCAUGCAGCACGCUUUGGGGGUGGUUACUCAAGGACAAAGCAGUCUCCAGUCUCAGUUGCAGCAAUUGAGAGACAUGGGAAUUUCCGACGACUCGAUCAGUCUCAGAGCCCUAGAAGCCACCGGCGGAGACGUUCACGCGGCUCUGGAACUCAUAUUCGGAGAUCUCGGAGAAAGAAACGUCCCAGAAGAAAUGUAAAUCGUUAACCUCUAGUAAAAAGUCAUAGCCAAAGUAUAAACUUACAUCAGUAGCCAAAUAAUCUCAUAGAAUGCAAAAUAACAAAUUAUUUAUAGUUAUUACUUUAAAAUUAUCCUGAUUUAAACAUUGUAUAAACAUUUUUUUUUAAUUGUAUGUACAAUAUAACUACAAAAGUCAGAGAAAAUUAAUU